AUGGCAAAGAACAUAUGGAAAGCAUGCGCCCUUGCAAUCGCAUUGGUCCAGGCCACCGUCGGUGCCAACAUCGUCACCUCUCCUCCGGCUAUCCUGCCACGAGCAACCGGAACAAUACCAAAGGGAUCAGCUUGUUCUGCUGCAUCCAGUGCCUCAUCAGCAUUCGCAUCCGCAAAUCCUGACCGGGAGAAAGUAUACAUACCUGCCGAACUCGCCUACGAAUGCCUGAAAUCCGUUCCGAACUACCAAGAGCCGGCGAUCCGCCUCCUGAACUCUUUGCGGACGUAUCUCGAGUUUCAAAGCAGCAAAGAAUAUCUGCUGAACCCGCCGUCGGGCUACCUCUUUCCCGCCGUCGACCUCGAUGGGGCUUUGAAUAGUAUACAAAAGAAGGUGGAGGCUGGCUUAUAUCAGAGCGAAUAUGACAUGCAGGCGGAGAUAGUUGCAUUGUUGACUUCGGCACGGGAUGGACACCUUGCGUUCCACAUCGACUUGUUUUACUCCUUCACCUUUCUUCGCACUGCCGGGGAUGGCCUGGCUACCAUCUCCUCAGACGGAGUCGAGGAACCACAAGUGUACCUGAUGGGCAAGUGCAGCGUUCCACGGUGA
Molecule: messenger RNA, 606 nt
Organism: Fonsecaea monophora
Lineage: Eukaryota; Fungi; Ascomycota; Eurotiomycetes; Chaetothyriales; Herpotrichiellaceae
Exons: 1
Coding region: 1-606 (201 amino acids)
Source: RefSeq, a predicted model, not a curated record